Molecule: messenger RNA, 1423 nt
Organism: Limulus polyphemus (Atlantic horseshoe crab)
Lineage: Eukaryota; Metazoa; Arthropoda; Merostomata; Xiphosura; Limulidae
Product: bifunctional 3'-phosphoadenosine 5'-phosphosulfate synthase 2-like
Exons: 4
Biological process (GO): sulfate assimilation; 3'-phosphoadenosine 5'-phosphosulfate biosynthetic process
Molecular function (GO): adenylylsulfate kinase activity; sulfate adenylyltransferase (ATP) activity
Source: RefSeq, a predicted model, not a curated record
GCAGAUGCCGUGUUUGCAUUCCAGCUACGUAACCCGGUUCAUAACGGGCAUGCUCUGUUGAUGCAAGAUACCAAAUGCAAAUUGCUGGAGAGGGGUUACAAGAAACCAGUUCUGUUGCUUCAUCCAUUAGGAGGGUGGAUUAAAGACGAUGAUGUUCCUUUACAUGUGAGAAUAGAACAACACAAGGCUGUUUUACAGGAAAAUGUACUAGAUCCGAAGACUACAGUACUUGCAAUAUUUCCUUCUCCAAUGAUGUAUGCAGGUCCAACCGAGGUUCAGUGGCAUGCUAAAGCACGUAUGGCUACGGGAGCUAACUUUUAUAUUGUAGGACGAGACCCGGCAGGAAUGCCUCACCCAAACACAAAGAAAGAUUUGUAUGACCCUACUCAUGGUAGUAAGGUGCUUACAAUGGCUCCUGGUCUUACUCAGCUGGAAAUUAUACCAUUCCGAGUGGCAGCAUAUGACAAAAUAAAGAAUAAAAUGGAUUUCUUUGAGCCAGAAAGAAAAGACGACUUCGAAUUCAUAUCCGGAACCAAGAUGCGAACGUUAGCUCGUAAUGGAGAGAACCCGCCGGAUGGCUUCAUGGCCCUGACUGCUUGGAAAAUUUUAGCUAAUUACUAUAGAUCUUGAGAACCAUUAACUUUUAAUUCAAGCACAACGUUUGUCGUAUCUGUGGGCAUUGCAACAGAAACAAUUAACUUGUGAUUAAAGCCGUUUUUAGUGGUCCAUUAAAUUUUCCGGCUGUCUCUAGGGGCAUGUCUUCAUGUAGCACAAAGGGAAAAUUCAAACAUUUAAUGAAGCACAUUAAAGAGUGUAAUAAUAAACACUGGCACACGAAUGAAGUGCAUGGGACCAAACUGUUGAGUAAUUCAAGCAUUUUGUUUUCUCUUUACUGUUUCUCUUCUUGUUUAGUAUGGAUCUCUUAAAAUAUAUAUACAUGCAUUUUUUUAUAAUAUUUAAAUUAAUUAUUUUGAAGUACAACUUGAUAUCUAAUAUUUUUUAUCAUUUAAGUUUUCUUUCAGUGAAAAAAAUAAUGUGCCUUAGAAAUGAAAUGUAUCCAGAUUGUACUGGAAGAGUUCAGGUAAAAUGAUUAAAUGCUUUUUUAUGCAGUUUGAGAACUAUAUAUAUAUAUAUGCUUCACAGUCUACUGCUUUGUUAAUUGUACAUUUGAAGAAGUUAGACGUAUGGCAGCACAAAUGUAACAGUACGUAGAAUAUGAUAACCUUAAUAAGGUGUAAAAAAAACAUCUCUAACAACAUAGUGAAAUUAUCAAUAUAUAGUCUUGUUCUGACUUUUCUAUUCCAGUCCUACUGGUGAUAGUGGUGUGAAAACCUUUGACCUUGACCUAUUAAGUAGUUUAUCCUGUUAUAUCUGAUUUCAGUGAGUAUGCUGUGUGCAAAAUAAAAUAUUACUUUUUUUUUCA